Messenger RNA from Chanos chanos (milkfish), 3189 nucleotides. It is a transcript of the gene itga6b, whose product is annotated as integrin, alpha 6b. Bases 1 to 3189 code for a protein of 1062 amino acids. Lineage: Eukaryota; Metazoa; Chordata; Actinopteri; Gonorynchiformes; Chanidae. Gene Ontology annotation, biological process: cell-cell adhesion; leukocyte migration; cell adhesion mediated by integrin. Gene Ontology annotation, cellular component: external side of plasma membrane; integrin complex. The record is from RefSeq and is a predicted model, not a curated record. Gene Ontology annotation, molecular function: integrin binding. The transcript is spliced from 25 exons.
AUGGAAUGGACACAUAUUUCAGGAUUCAACCUUGACAAGGACAAUGUCAUUAGGAAGACCGGCGACCCGGGGAGCUUGUUCGGAUUUUCUCUUGCUAUGCACCAACAGUUGCAACCUUCGGAUCAAAGAAUGCUACUGGUAGGUGCACCCCGGGCUAAAGGUUAUCCCGCAACGAAAGCUAACAUUACAGGAGGUGUAUACAACUGUGACAUCGGUUCCACUUCCCCCACCUGCCAACGCAUCAAGUUUGAUGAUGAUCUUCAACCAGAGGACAGUAAGGAAAACCAGUGGCUGGGAGUGACUGUACAGAGUCAGGGACCUGGAGGGAAGAUUCUGGCGUGUGCCCACCGGUAUCAGAAGCGUAUGUUUCAGUCUCAAGACAUCAUAGGACGUUGCUACCAGCUGAGCCAGGACCUGAAGAUCCGGCCUGACGAGGAGGAUGGGGGGAACUGGAAGUUUUGCGAGGGACGGUUGCGUGGUCAUGAGAAUUUCGGCUCCUGUCAGCAGGGCAUCUCUGCCACCUUCACUAAAGAUUACCACUAUCUAGUGUUUGGUGCUCCCGGCGCCUACAACUGGAAAGGCAUAGUGCGGAUGGAGCAAAAGAACGUGUCUCUUAUGGAAAUGGGCUUUUUUGACGAUGGCCCCUUUGAGACUGAGGACGAGAGGCGUCAAAAGCUUGAUCUCAUACCACUUCCAGAUAACAGUUAUUUAGGUUUUUCUCUGGAUAGCGGGAAACAGCUGACUAAAAAAGGACAGCUUACUGUUGUCGCUGGAGCCCCGCGGGCGAACCACAGCGGAGCGGUGGUGUUGCUGAAGAAGGAGUCUGACACCUCCAGCCUGCUGAUUAAAGAGUACAUCUUGGACGGUGAAGGCUUGGCCUCCUCGUUUGGUUACGACCUGACAGUGGUCGACCUAAACGCAGACGGCUGGCAGGACAUUGUGGUUGGAGCUCCUCAGUUCUUUGUUAAAGACAAAGACAUUGGCGGAGCCAUUUACGUCUACAUUAACAAGAAAGGGCUGUGGAACACGGUCAUUCCUAAACGAAUCGACGGGAACAAGGACUCCAUGUUUGGCCUGGUUGUGGAAAAUCUCGGUGACUUGAAUUUGGACUCAUUUCAAGAUGUCGCUGUGGGGGCUCCGUACGAUGAUGGAGGUGAUGGGAGGGUUUUCAUUUACCUGGGCUCAGCUGAUGGCAUUAAAGAAAAGCCUGCACAGGUACUGAGUGGCAAAGAUCACGGCAUUAAGCUCUUUGGCUAUUCAUUGGCGGGAAAUAUGGACAUGGACCAAAAUGCUUAUCCUGACCUGGCUGUCGGCUCCCUUUCAGAUUCUGUGUUUGUGUACAGGGCAAAGCCCGUUGUCAACAUUGAGAAAACUGUCAAGAUAACACCAGAGCAGAUCGACCUCACUAAGAAAAACUGUGGAAACAGCAUCUGCAUUGAGGUGGAAGCCUGUUUCAUCUACACAGCCAAACCUGAAUCCUACAACCCUAGACUCUCCAUCUCGUGCUCCAUUCAGGUAGAGUCUGAACGAAAGAUGAGAGGGUUCGCUCCCAGGGUCACCUUUCUGAAUCAGCCGCCUAACACUCAGGAGAUAAAGGAAACAUUGGAACUCCAAAAACAGGGCAAAAAGGAGUGUGUUAAGCACAAAGUCAGACUGCAGGACAACAUCAGGGAUAAACUAAACGGAAUCCCACUAGAAGUUUCCGUGGAGAUUAAUCAAGGCUCACGCCGCAAGAGACAGAGCUCCCUCCCCCAGCUUGCUCCCGUCCUGGACCUAAACGAACCCGAAAAAACGGAGAUUAAAUUUCUGAAGGAGGGAUGCGGUGCAGACAAUAUCUGCGACAGCAAUCUUGAGCUACAGUAUAAAUUCUUCUCCCGGGAACCCACUAAAGAAGAAUACCAGCCACUAAAAAUGCGUUCUGGAGGAGCUGCGGAGUUUGUGCUCAGAGAUAAGAAGGACAUUGCCGUGGAAGUCACAGUGACCAAUAAGAAAGGGGACGACGCUUACGAGGCUGAGCUGAUUGGGCGGUUCCCCGGUUCUCUCUCUUACUCCGGUUCCCGUACUAUAACACCCAACAAAAAUGUUGUUUGCGCUGCCAAUCAGAAUGGCUCGCAGGCGAACUGCGAGCUGGGAAAUCCAUUUAAAAAAGACGCAGAGAUCAAGUUUUACAUUAUUUUAAGCACAGGUGGCAUAUCCAUAAACACUACAUCACUUGACAUUGAACUUCGCCUGCAAACGACGAGUUCCCAGAAGAAGGAGGUGGUACAAAUAGCCAGGCUCCAUGUCAAGAUCGAAGUGUCUCUCUCUGUCUCAGGCGUGGCCAAACCGUCUCAGAUCUCCUACUCUGGGAAAGUGAGAGGAGAGAGCGCUAUGAAAACAGAGACUGAGAUUGGCAGCCAGAUUGACUAUGAAUUCAGGGUGAGUAACCUGGAAAGUCACCUGAAGAUCGACAGCGCCACACUCACCAUCCAGUGGCCCAAGCACACAGAGACGGGCAAAUGGCUCCUCUACCUGAUGAGCAUCAGCAGCAAGGGAAUCAGGAGGCUCACCUGCUCUCACCCCAAUGAGAUUAACCUUCUCUCCGUCAAAGAGGUUCCCUCACAGUCGAGAAAGAGACGAGAAAUCGAGAAAGCGGGCACGGAGGACAAAGGAGUCUUAUCGCCUUUGACUCAGAAAAGAAAACACAAAGAUUUGUCCUGUAAUGAUGGUUCUAAGUGUCUGGAUAUAGUCUGCACUCUACAGGGACUGAGCAGUGAUGCCGUCAUCCAUCUGAAGUCUCGUCUGUGGAACAGCACUUUCCUUGAGGAGUUCAAAGACUUAAAUUACGUGAAUAUCAUAACGAAGGCGUCAUUGAAUCUGGACUCCAUGAACGUUGUUUUGAAGAAUCAAGAUGCACAGGUGCGAGUAACGGUCUUCCCAGAGUUCAAGGCAGCCCAGCACAGGGGCGUGGCCUGGUGGAUCAUACUGGUAGCCAUCUUAUUAGGGCUGCUGUUACUUGGCCUGCUGAUCUUCUUGCUGUGGAAGUGUGGAUUUUUCAAACGCUCCAAGUAUGAUGACAGCGUUCCGAGUUACAAUGCCGUACGGAUUAAGAAAGAGGAAAGACAGAUUAAACCGGGGACGGGCGUGCCGGACCCUGCGGAGAAGAAACGAUGGGUGACCACCUGGAAUGAGAACGAAAGUUACUCUUAA